AUGAUGCGCAGUUGGCUUCUGGCUGGUUAUGUGGGCAUUAUACUGCUAAGCCCUGCACUUAUCGCGGCGCUUCCUGCUCCAACGCCCCCAGGCAUUCCAACAGCUUCCACAGCUCAGAAUGAACUAUCCGGGUUGACAGUUGCGGCACAGGGCUCCGAAGAUGGCUAUUCUAGGGACAAGUUCCCCCACUGGAUUACUCAAAGCGGAACCUGUGAUACCCGUGAGGUAGUCUUAAAGCGAGAUGGAUCGAGCGUAGUACAGAGUUCCAGCUGCGCUGCCACUAGUGGAACAUGGUACUCCCCAUAUGACGGAGCGACAUGGACUCAGGCGAGCGAUGUUGAUAUCGAUCACCUUGUACCGCUGGCUAAUGCGUGGAAGUCUGGUGCAUCUGAGUGGUCGACCGCUGACCGGCAAGCGUUUGCUAAUGAUCUUACCCAUCCGCAAUUACUGGCUGUGACAGAUAAUGUUAAUUCUGCUAAGGGCGAUAGAGGGCCGGAGGAGUGGAAGCCCCCUCUUACCUCUUACUAUUGCACUUAUGCGGAGAUGUGGGUUAAGGUUAAAUCGGUCUAUAAGCUGACCAUUACCGAUGAUGAGAAAUCAGCUCUUGCUAGCAUGCUAGAUACUUGCUAG
Penicillium pulvis is the source of this 630-nucleotide messenger RNA. RefSeq names its product HNH endonuclease family protein. The coding region runs from base 1 to 630 and encodes 209 amino acids. The transcript has 4 exons. Lineage: Eukaryota; Fungi; Ascomycota; Eurotiomycetes; Eurotiales; Aspergillaceae. The record is from RefSeq and is a predicted model, not a curated record.